Messenger RNA from Lagopus leucura (white-tailed ptarmigan), 6397 nucleotides. RefSeq names its product phosphatidylinositol-3,4,5-trisphosphate dependent Rac exchange factor 1 (gene PREX1). Gene Ontology annotation, molecular function: protein binding; guanyl-nucleotide exchange factor activity. Bases 1 to 4971 code for a protein of 1656 amino acids. The record is from RefSeq and is a predicted model, not a curated record. NCBI's taxonomy places the organism in Eukaryota, Metazoa, Chordata, Aves, Galliformes, Phasianidae. The transcript has 40 exons. Gene Ontology annotation, biological process: intracellular signal transduction.
AUGGAGGCUCCGCCGCCUCCACCGCCGCCGGGCGCCCCCAGCGCCUCGGAGCCCGCGGGCUGCCCCAAGGACGCGGACCGCCAGCUGCGCCUCCGCCUCUGCGUCCUCAACGAGAUCCUCAGCACCGAGCGGGACUACGUGGGGACCCUCCACUUCCUGCAGUCGGCAUUUCUUCAUCGGAUCCGCCAGAACGCUGUGGACAAAGCUGAGAAGUAUAUAACAGAGGAGAAUGUUAAGAUCCUAUUUUCUAACAUUGAAGACAUUCUUGGUGUUCACAAGGAGUUCCUGGCUGCCCUGGAAUUUUGUUUACAACCAGAACCUCAGUCUCAGCAUGAACUGGGAAAUGUUUUCUUAAAAUUUAAAGACAAGUUCUUUGUGUAUGAGGAGUACUGUAGCAACCAUGAGAAAGCGCUCAGACUGCUGAUGGAAUUGAACAAGAUCCCAACAGUGAGAGCAUUCCUCCUGAGUUGCAUGCUUUUGGGAGGCAGAAAGACUACAGACAUUCCACUGGAAGGUUAUCUACUGACUCCAAUUCAGAGAAUUUGCAAAUAUCCACUUCUGCUUAAGGAAUUGGCUAAGAGGACUCCCUCUAAGCAUCCUGAUCACCCAGCUGUCCAGAAUGCACUGCAGGCUAUGAAAACAGUCUGCACAAAUAUCAACGAGACCAAGAGACAGAUGGAGAAACUGGAAGCUCUCGAACAGUUGCAGUCCCACAUUGAAGGAUGGGAGGGGUCAAAUCUGACAGAUAUCUGCACACAGCUCUUGCUCCAAGGAACUUUGUUAAAAAUCUCAGCAGGAAAUAUCCAGGAGAGAAUGUUCUUUCUAUUCGAUAAUCUACUGGUCUAUUGCAAGAGGAAAUCCAGAGUUGCUGGGAAAAAACCAUCCAAACGGACAAAAUCAAUCAAUGGAUCCCUCUAUAUCUUCAGGGGUCGAAUAAAUACAGAAGUCAUGGAGGUGGAGAAUGUGGAAGAUGGAACUGCAGAUUACCACAGCAACGGCUACACAGUGACAAAUGGCUGGAAGAUACACAACACAGCCAAAAACAAGUGGUUUGUCUGUAUGGCCAAGACUGCGGAGGACAAACAGAAAUGGCUGGAUGCUAUAAUCAAGGAAAGAGAGCAGAGAGAGAGUUUGAAACUGGGGAUGGAGAGGGAUGCAUACGUCAUGAUUGCAGAAAAAGGAGAGAAGCUGUACCAAAUGAUGAUGAGCAAGAAAGUGAACCUUAUCAAAGACAGGAGGAGAAAAUUAAGUACUGUUCCCAAGUGCUUUCUUGGCAAUGAGUUUGUAUCAUGGCUCACAGACAUUGGAGAGAUAAGCAAACCAGAGGAAGGGGUCAACCUGGGACAGGCGCUGUUGGAAAAUGGAAUUAUUCAUCAUGUUUCAGAUAAGCACCAGUUUAAGAAUGAGCAGGUGAUGUACAGAUUUCGCUAUGAUGAUGGAACAUAUAAGCCAAGAAGUGAGUUGGAAGACAUCAUGUCCAAGGGUGUUCGACUCUACUGCCGACUACACUGCCUGUACACUCCUGUGGUAAAAGACCGUGAUUAUCACCUAAAGACCUACAAAUCAGUAAUACCUGCAAGUAAGCUGGUGGACUGGCUUAUUGCACAGGGAGACUGUCAGACUCGUGAGGAAGCUGUUGCACUGGGUGUUGGACUCUGCAAUAAUGGUUUCAUGCAUCAUGUUCUGGAGAAAAGUGAAUUUAAGGAUGAAUCCUUGUAUUUCCGCUUUUAUGCUGAUGAAGAGAUGGAAGGCACCAGUUCCAAGAGCAAACAAUUACGUAAUGACUUCAAGCUUGUGGAAAACAUCCUGGGAAAGGGUCUUCUGAUUUUACCUGAGGAGGAUGACUAUGGAUUUGACAUAGAAGAGAAAAACAAAGCAGUUGUGGUGAAGUCAGUUCGAAGAGGGUCUUCUGCAGAGAUGGCUGGCCUGCAGGCAGGAAGGAAAAUCUAUUCCAUCAAUGAGGACUUAGUCUUCCUACGCCCGUUUACAGAAGUGGAAACCAUUUUAAGCCAGUCCUUCUGCUCACGAAGGCCACUUAGGCUUCUGGUAGCCAUCAAAUCAAAAGAGAUCAUUAAAAUCCCAGAUUGUCCUGAAGCACUUUGCUUUCAGAUACGGGGAGCAGCACCACCAUAUGUUCAUGCAGUAGGAAGAGGUUCUGAGGCUGCAGCUGUAGGCCUUCAUCCAGGACAAUGCAUUUUGAAAGUGAAUGGGAGUAAUGCAUCACAUGGAAAUUAUAUGGAUGUUCUGGAGCACUUUACAGCAUACAGGACCAAACAACAGGAAGUGCUGGGAUUGUACCAGUGGGUGUACAGAACACAUGAAGAUGCUGAGGAGGAUAGAGUUCAGCAAGCAGCAUCCAGUGCAUAUCUGAAUGGCAGUCAUCCAGGGUCCAACAAAGAAGACACUUCACUGACAGGAGAUGAAGAUUUGGAUCCACUUCAAAAUAUCCACCAGGAAUCAGCCCAGAUACAACAGACUGUCAGCUCUCCACUGAUAAGUGGUGAAGAAACACCUCUCAUUAGCCUGACUGUGGAUAACACUCACCUGGAGCAUGGGGUGGUAUAUGAAUAUGUCAGCAGUGCAGGAAUCAAAUCCUUUGUCCUAGAGAAAAUUGUGGAACCAAAAGGUUGCUUCUGUCUCACAGCAAAGAUUUUAGAGGCCUUUGCUGCAGAAGACAACCACUUUGUAAGGAAUUGCAAAAGGCUUAUAUCCCUAAGCAGUGCUGUGUCCACCAUGCCCCAGUAUGAGUUCCGGCAGAUCUGUGACACUAAGCUGGAAAGCAUUAGCAGGCGGCUUGCAAACUACCAAGAGUUUGCAGAUGGAUUAAAGACAAAGGUGAGCCCAGCCUUCAAACAAGCCAUCAUGGAACCACAUUCCCUCAACAGCAUGGAUUUCUGCCCCACCAACUGCCAUAUUAACCUCAUGGAGGUGUCAUACCCCAAAAACACUACCUCAGCAGGGAGGUCGUUCAGCAUUCGCAUUGGACGAAAACCUUCUAUUAUUGGUCUUGAUCCAGAACAAGCAGGUACCGUAAAUCCAGUCUCGUAUACUCAACAUUGCAUCACCACUAUGGCUGCACCAUCCUGGAGAUGUCUGACCCCAGAAGAUGGAGAUCUCGAUGGUAGUUUUGGCCAGCAGAAUGGAGGAAUAAGUCAGGAAGAAAGAGGACUCAGUUUUCUGCUCAAACAGGAAGAUCGAGAGAUACAGGACUCAUACUUGCAUCUUUUUAACAAACUUGACAUUGCAGUGAAGGAAAUGAAGCAAUACGUCGUUCAGAUAAAUAAACUUCUGUCCACCAUAACAGAACCUACAGAAGGUGGUGCCUGUGAGCCACCAUCCACUGAGGAGUCGUCUCCACCUUCUCUGGGAACAGAAGAGAGUGAUCCUGACAAAGCUGAGCAUGGUGGCAUCAAGAAGGUCUGUUUCAAGGUUUCUGAGGAGGACCAGGAAGACUCUGGACAUGACACAAUGAGCUUCAGAGACUCCUACAGUGAAUGUAACAGCAACCGGGAUUCAGUGUUGUCUUACACCAGUGUACGGAGUAAUAGCUCUUACUUGGGCAGUGAUGAGAUGGGAUCAGGAGAUGAGCUUCCCAGUGACAUGAGGAUUCCUUUAGAUAAACAAGACAAACUUCAUGGCUGUCUGGAGCAUCUUUUUAACCAGGUUGAUGCAAUUAAUGCACUUCUAAAAGGACCAGCAAUAACUAAAGCCUUUGAAGAAACCAAGCACUUUCCAAUGGACCACAGUUUGCAAGAAUUUAAACAGAAGGAAGAAACCACAGUGAGGUGCCGGAAUAAUAUUCAAGCCAGCAUUCAAGAAGAUCCAUGGAACCUUCCAUUGCGCAUCAAAAACCUCGUUGAAAUCAUACAAAAAUACGUGGAAGAUGGGAAGAAUCAACUGCUUUUGGCCUUGUUAAAAUGCACAGAUACUGAACUACAGCUGAGGCGAGAUUCCAUCUUCUGCCAAUCUCUUGUGGCUGCUAUUUGCACCUUUUCAGAGCAGUUACUGGCUGCUCUCAACUAUCGAUACAACAACAAUGGGGAAUAUGAAGAGAGCAGCAGAGACGCCAGUAGAAAAUGGCUGGAACAGAUAGCAGCCACUGGUGUUUUAUUAAACUACCAGUCCCUGCUCUCCCCUACUGUGAAGGAGGAGCGCACCAUGCUGGAAGACAUCCAGGUCACUCUGACAGAACUGGACAAAGUUGCCUUCUAUUUCAAGCAGCUGGAUGAAAGUCUUGUAGCAAAUACUCAUGUCUUCUACCACAUCGAAGGGAGCCGUCAGGCCUUGAAGGUUAUCUUUUAUCUUGACAGCUACUACUUCUCCAAACUGCCUUCUCGGUUUCAGAAUGGAGGAAGCUUGAAACUACACACGGUGCUAUUUACAAAAGCUCUAGAGAGUAUGGAGGGGCAAUCACAACCAGCUGGCUUAUCUCUAGAAGAACUUCCACAGCAAAUUAAUGGUCAAUCUCUAGAAAAAGUGCAGCAAUACUACCGUAAACUCAGGACAUUUUAUCUAGAGAGGUCAAACUUGCCCACUGAUUCUAAUACUACUGCAGUGAAGAUUGACCAGCUUAUUCGUCCCAUCAAUGCAAUGGAUGAGCUUUGCAGGCUGAUGAAGUCCUUCAUUAACACAAAACCCAACCAGUCAGGAUACUCUAGCAGUAACACAUCAGGAGCUGGCCUGCUACCUAUAUCUUCCGAGCUCUGUUACCGACUCGGAGCCUGCCAGAUUACCAUGUGUGGCACUGGGAUGCAGAGAAGUACAUUAAGUGUGUCCCUGGAGCAAGCAGCCAUACUGGCUCGAAGUCAUGGACUUUUGCCCAAGUGUAUCAUGCAAGCUACAGACAUCAUGCGAAAGCAAGGACCAAGAGUUGAAAUCUCUGCCAAGAAUCUGAAAGUGAUGGACCAAAUGCCGCAGAGUGCACCUCGACUCUACAGGCUGUGCCAGCCACCUACAGAUGGGGAUUUAUAAACGUGACAGAGGCACCCACAUUGUGGCACAAGUAAAACACGCACCAACAAGCAGCCCUGUCUGAGGACCCAUGCUAACCAACGCUGUGACACUGAAACAAGAGAGGAGGAGACUCUGCUUUUGCAGGAGAUGAACCUGUUGGCCCCAGGCAUCAGGAAUCUGCCUCUGAAGCUCUGCAGCACAUGCAGGGAUUCUUGUAUUUCUUUGACCUCUUGAAGAAAUUCUUGAAACAAACCCCACAGAACUAAGAUGGAUGUUACUGCCAUUGGUAGAUGCCUGGAACAGUGACAGUUAUGCAGCAAGAAAGUGCAGUUUUACUGAUAACAUUUGUGCUGCCACUUAAAAGCCGUGGACUUGAAGAUUUGGGUUGGUUGAGAAAACCCAGGAUGACACCUCUGUCUCUCCCUGCACUGUGUCUGGCAUCCAUUUAAUUGCCAGCAUAAUUUUGGUCAGUGGCCUUGAACAGUAGCUUCAUAAACACCACUUUGUAAUGUACUGACCUGCACUUUGGAUCAACAAAUAGCACAAUCAAUGGCUAAUUCAGAUGCAAGCAAAAAGAAUUUCUACUGGACUCAUUUUCCACUUCAGCCCAAUGAGAACCAAUCUCUCUAUGCUGCAGAGUAUACAUUCCAUAAUACUUCUUACCAUUACUUCAUUUACUUACUGUAGCCUUCAGUUUGGGAUUAACUCUUUUUACUAAUGCUCUGUUAUGUACUCUGGAAAUACAAUAAUAAUUCAGGGGAGAGAUUGGAGUGAAAGAUUUUAAAACAAACUUUACAAAGGAAAAAUACAGUCUUAGAAUCUGAUUAUUUGAACAGAUGUAGUUUUAAAAACCCGGUCAGAAGAACUAUACUUAUUUAUGUGGAGUGGAAUAUGUGUUUUGGAUCAUGUUAUUAUAUAUACAAGAUUUAAAUAAAAACUAUAUUGUUUAAAAUGGGACCAAUAUGCUGGCAAUUACACAGCUACUCCCAGUUUACUGAAAAGAAAUCUACAUUAUUUAAAAUCGUUCAAUAUUUAAGUAGUCUUUAAUACAGUUAUUAAGAUGUAUUAGGGAUGCUUUUAAGUUAAAAGAAAAAAAGGAAUCGUGUAUAUAAUGUACUUUAUUUUUUCUUGUUUGAAAAAUUGUUUCCCAUCCUGUCAGUAUUAUCCUAAACACAGUGAUUUUUUCCAAAUUACUGGCUGAAACUCAUGAAACACGGCAGCAUUCUCAGGACAGAAACAGUGAUAUUUUAGAGUGAGUGCCUUAAAACGACCGCCCAUCCGUAACAAAUCUGUAGCAGGUGUCAGUAGGACAGCGUGCAGGACAUUCACCAUUCCUUUGUUUCUCCACAGCCUCAUUUUAAAGAGUCAAUUGUUACAAAAUCCAGAAGCGCUUUGCAGUGAUGUAUAUUCUAGAAAAUAAAGGUUUGGGAUUUUUUAUUUGUGA